Molecule: messenger RNA, 926 nt
Organism: Amphimedon queenslandica
Lineage: Eukaryota; Metazoa; Porifera; Demospongiae; Haplosclerida; Niphatidae
Product: proteasome subunit beta type-4-like
Exons: 8
Coding region: 44-790 (248 amino acids)
Cellular component (GO): proteasome core complex; cytoplasm
Source: RefSeq, a predicted model, not a curated record
UCUAAUUAUCGCAAUUAAUAAAUAAUCGAUUCCUCGUGUAAAAAUGGCGACUGAUGGGUUUUAUUUGACUAGUGAUCCUCUUGGAGCCAAAUGUGACAAAAAAGAAACCACAAAUAUGGCAAUUGGAAGGACACUGCGUCCGAUUGUAACUGGUUCUUCAGUGCUGGGAAUUACAUUUUCUGAUGGCGUAAUGUUAGCAGCUGAUACACUAGGUUCCUAUGGCUCUUUAGCUAGGUACAGAGACCUCUCCAGAUUAUUGAAAGUCAAUGAUACCACAGUAGCAGCUGGUAGUGGGGACUAUGCUGACUUUCAGUACAUUGCAAGACUUUUUGAGUCAUUAAAUAUUGAGUCUGAUUCCUAUUGUGAUGGUCACAGUUACACUCCUCGGUCCUUCUAUUCCUGGUUAACUCGUGUUAUGUAUAAUCGCAGGACCAAAAUCAAUCCGCUCUGGAACACUGUCAUCAUGGGCGGUUACCACGACAACAAGCCGUUUUUGGGUGUGGUGAAUUCUUUGGGCGUCUCCUUUGAAGCCCCUACUUUAGCAACAGGAUUUGGAGGCUACAUAGCACAACCACUAAUGAGAGAUGCCUAUGAGAAGAAUCCCUCAAUGUCAAAAGAGGAGGCACAAAAAUUAUUAGAGAAAUGUAUGACUGUCCUGUAUUACAGAGAUGCAAGAUCAUGGAACAAAUAUGAGAUAGCUACCAUUACAACUGAUGGGGUCACCAUUACUGGCCCUAUGAAGUUAGAGGGUAAUUGGGAAGUUGCCAAUUAUGUGAGAGGCUAUGAUUAAUAAUAACAAUCACUAGUGGGCAUGCACAGUAACCAUUUGACCUCUAAGGAAAUGGGAUCUAAGUCUCUAAUUGAUCAAUUACUCUAUUGAUAUUGACUUAUUUGUUUAUUAUUUUUAAAAGAACAUUAGAACUAUA